Odocoileus virginianus texanus is the source of this 513-nucleotide messenger RNA. NCBI's taxonomy places the organism in Eukaryota, Metazoa, Chordata, Mammalia, Artiodactyla, Cervidae. The record is from RefSeq and is a predicted model, not a curated record.
CAGACAGGUGACCGUUGGAUUGCUCAACAUGGAAAUCUCUGGAGACCCAAGAAAGACUGUGGCUGUGGGGUGCAAACAAACCUGGAAGUGGGCCACCAUGAGAGCCAGCAUCUUUUUGCUCCUGUGUUUCGUUGGGUUCAGCCACGAAGCCAAAGAGAAGAUCGUUAACGGCACCGAGUGCAUCCCUCACUCUCAGCCUUGGCAGGUGGGGCUGUUUGAGGGCACCCGUCUGCGCUGUGGGGGGGUCCUCAUUGACCGCAGGUGGGUUCUCACGGCUGCUCACUGCAGCGGCAGGCCCGUUCCCAGACCGACUCCAGUGCCUCAGCCUCUCCAUCGUCUCCAAUGCCACCUGCCGAGCAGUGUUCCCCGGGAGAAUCACAGACAACAUGGUGUGUGCUGGCGGCGAAGCUGGGGAGGAUGCCUGCCAGGGUGACUCCGGGGGGCCCCUGGUGUGUGGAGGGGUUCUUCAGGGUCUGGUGUCCUGGGGGUCCGUGGGGCCUUGCGGACAAGAAG